AUGGCCAAAACAAUAGUUAAUGGUGACUUCAGGGAACCUCUCACAUCCUCUACCGCUCAUAAACUAUUCCACACAACCUCUACCGACAUCCAUCGCGGCAUUUCCACGUUAUUCGAUCCUUCUACUUCACUAUCAGACGAUGAACUGGAAUCCGACUUGUUCAGACUCAACCUUGCAAUUGCAUGUCUUCAUGGAUUCGUUCAAGCGAACUGGACAGGCCCGGAUCUAAAUGUGCAACCUUUGGACGUCUUACAGCUCGAAUUCAUCACAGAAGAGGCCCUUAAUCAACAAGCUGUUGCCGAACUUGCAUACGGUGGUGAACCGGCUUAUCAUCUCGCUCGUGCCGCAACUUUCCUCAGGUUGGCACAAAUUCUCCUCGACGUUCCCUACAAACGUUGUCAGUCUGUCGUUUGGUGGCAACUACGAACACAUUUGGUUCAUCAAGAGGUUUUGGACGAGCCUGUUUCACUGCCGGAAGCUACCCUUCGCGUGUUCGAACAAUGGCAGAGCGCGUGCCCUAAAAACGAUAGUGCGGAGCUUGCGGGGAGAAUCAUAUUGGAGAAUGGGUUGCUUUAUCACAUCUUUAGACAGGAUAGAGCUGCUGCUGAGCACUUUGUUUGCGCAGCUCGGGCCACUGGGCUUGAGUAUGAACUGACCGGUGCUCUUGGGAAGCGGACCAAGUUCCAACAGAAGGAUUUAUCACAGCUCGUUCUGUUGGCUGAAGGAUGUUUACCGGAGGACAGAAUCAAUUCUUCUGAAUCCCCCACUACUCAAACCGAGAACGCUGUAGUCCCCGAAAACCUCGCGCUGAACGAUGACACACUUCUCGAACAGACAGAGUUCACGUCCUCUUCACUGCACUCCUCUCGUACUGACCGUCUCAAACAUUUAGACCCGUCUAACCAACCCCCUCUUCACCCUCUUGACCAAUGUAUCCUCCUCUCACUUUGUCUAAAUGUCAAAAACACCUCUCCUUCACACGGACUCACUUCUGAACAAAUGUCACCUUUUAUCUCUCGAGUCAUCACACACCCACGGAAUUGGUCAAUCCACACGAUGGCUCUUCUUCUUCGUUCCCGCCUCGAAUCCACACGCACGCGUACAGUCGAACGUUCAACAUUACAGCUGCAAGCCCUCGUUAACCAGAUACCGACCACCAUGGAAGCUGAUGGCACCAAUUCAGCUCCUGUCUUAGAACGUUUACGUUAUUUCCAUUCCAUUCCAUUACCUUCUCGAUGGGAAAUGGAGCGAGAACUCGCAUCACGAUACAUUAGUCUCGGUAUCAUCAGGUCAGCGUUGGAGAUCUAUGAGAGGUUGGAAAUGUGGGAAGAGGUGGUCAAGUGUCAUGUAUCACUUGAAAGGUCCGACAGAGGUAUUGCAAUAGUUGAAGAGCUAUUGGAAGGAAGCAAGGUUGAGGCCGAGACCGUACUUACUCGAGGCAAAGCAGGCACUUCCGACCCCGACAAACGCAGGAGAGUGCUCGAUACAACUCGUGAAGCUAAAUUGUGGUGUAUACUCGGGGAUUUACAACCCGAAAAGGCGGUCGAACACUACAGUCGUGCUUGGGAGGUUUCUAACCAGACGUCUGGGCGUGCGAUGCGCUCGUUGGGAGGGUACUACUUUGCUCGCAACGAAUUCCCUCAGGCAAGGGAUUGUUUGAGGAAGGCUGUGAAAAUCAAUACUUUGUUGUCAAGAUCUUGGUUCAUUUUAGGCUGCACUUGUAUGAGGUUAGAGGACUGGGAGGGUGCAAAAGAGGCGUUUUCUCGGUGUGUGUCGAUAGAUGAAGACGACGGGGAGAGUUGGAGUAAUUUAGCCAGUAUAUAUCUUCGAAUGGGGGACAAAAAGGACACCGGUGAAGACUCACUCCAGUCGACCUCCCAUACAAAUAAGAUGCUCGCAUUCCGUGCACUAAAAGAGGGUCUCAAACACAGUUACGAAAAUUGGAGGAUGUGGUCCAAUUACAUGCUUAUCGCAGUUGAUGUAGGGGAGCUGGCAGAAGCAACUCGUGCCCUUGGUCGGGUAGUUCAAGAGACCAGCAACAAAGGUACUGCGGUCGUUGACGAGGACGUUCUUGACAGACUGGUCAACGCCGUUACACGGGCCCCAUCCAACCCUGAUGAAGCUGUCGACACAUCUGCUGACGAUUCAAAUGCUGGGGAUGCAAAGCUCAUUCUUAACCCCAACGAGGGUCGUGGACUUUUGCCGCGAGUAUUGGACUUGUUUGAUAAAGUCAUUCUCCCACACGUAUCUUCUGCAAGAGUGUUCCGUGCAUAUGCGCGGUUGAUGACAUGGCAAGAGAAAUGGGAUGGUGCGUUGAAGGCGUGGAUGGAUGCUUAUCGAGAGAGUAACGCGGGGAAGAUUGCAAGAGGUGAGCUAAGCGUGGUGGAUGGUGCUGCGAGGGAUAUAUGGAUAGAGGGUGUUGGGGAAGUUGAGGAAAUCGUCGAUGUCCUAACGAACCUGGGGCCUCGAACGGAUUCAGGUUCUGGUACGGGGAAGAAAUGGCGCCUUCAGGCGAGAACUAUUGUCAAGAGUUUCAUGACUAGGACGAGGGACAGUUUCGAAGAUGAUUCUGAGUGGAAUAGGUUGGAAAAUGUUUCGGAGGAGCUGAAGCAGGUGGGAUCGGACUAG
Messenger RNA from Marasmius oreades (fairy-ring Marasmius), 2628 nucleotides. RefSeq lists its product as uncharacterized. Gene Ontology annotation, molecular function: protein binding. The record is from RefSeq and is a predicted model, not a curated record. The transcript has 2 exons. Bases 1 to 2628 code for a protein of 875 amino acids. Lineage: Eukaryota; Fungi; Basidiomycota; Agaricomycetes; Agaricales; Marasmiaceae.